AUGACCACGCCGCCUAAAGGACAAGUCUACUCAAAACAUCUCCUCGUCUCAUCACUUUUUCAAAUUUCGAAUUCUUUCUGUCUUCUUGAAACCUUUGCCCUCUUCCGUCCUCUGCUCGAUUUGCCUACAUCGCCCUUCUGCCCCAGCCACUUUCAAGCUUCUGAAGUGAAGAUGGACCAAAUCAAGCCCCCGAAGAACCUUAUACUGUCCCGAGAGAGCAUGGACGCUGCUCUGGAUGCUCUCUUGGCUGGGCAAUCUGUGAAGGAGGCUACUCAAAGGGUAGCCGAGCAUCUUCUCAGGCUCCCAGACCGAGUUCUCGACGUAGCAAGUCGUCUCGGCCCUCUAGCCGCAGCAGAUCGAGCUCGACCCACCAAUCUUAUGAAGCCCCCUCGGCCUCGACGCUCUUCUACUGAGAGGAUGGAAGAGGUUCCAGGGGUUAUUUCUGAAGUGGCUGAGGAAACCAGACUGGCGAGGGCAGAUCCCAUUCUUUCUCCUGUGGAUGCUUCUGCUGUGGGACUUGAGGUCUCCAUUACUGAAGAGGAGGCUCCAGGACAAAGAAAAGAGGUUAUUCUUAUAGAUGAAGAUGUUCAGGAGGCUCCUGCCGGAGAUGCCCCUGUUCCUGAUGAGGUUGGAUCCGGCCUUGCUACUGAUGGAGGUGUUAUAGAGAAGGCUGGGGACAAGCGCCCCGCCUCCCCCGAAAUGUCUGCCCCAGCUCCUGCUCGGAAGAAAUCUAGGGCUUCCAAGGGGUCGGCUCCAGCUCUCCCUUCUCUUGAGAAGAAAAAGGAUGUUCCCACGGUGCCCCUGAUGUCUGCUUCCGACAACGACAUUUUGAACGUGGAGGACAUCACUCAUCAGUCUCCUGCGAGCAUAGUUGCUGAAAUCAUCAAGGAGCGAAUGUUUGGUGGCGUCACAGAGGCUUCAGAUCCACGCUUGCUUGCUCUCACUGGUCUUCUAGCUAGUUCUACCAGGGAGCAGGCAGCGUUCCAGUCUCGACCUCGGGGGGAGCUGGGAGAUACGAUCAGGGAGAUGCUCCUGAUGGUGGACGCUCGUGACCACUCUCUUCGGGAGUCUGUGGAUCGCCGGGUUGAGGAGGCCUGUUUAGAGGAAAAUCUGUCCGCCACCAGUGACGCCCGGGGUAAUCUGGCCGCAGCCCAUGAGCACGCCAAGUCCCUAGAGGCAGAGUUAUCUCACGCCCGAAGGGUUCUUAAAGAGUCUGACAAGAGGGCAACUGCAGCAGAGGUCCGUUGUGAGGAAGUCCUGAAGCAGCUGUCCUCCGCAGUGGAUGCUCUACGUGAGAGGGACGAGGCCGUGAGCCAGAAGGAGGAGGUCCAGCGCCAGUACGAGCAGCUGAAGGUAAAAUUUGAUGCCGUUUUGGCUCAAAAGAGUGAAGCCGUAGCUCGGGUUGUGGUCCUGAAGCAGGAGCUGAGCAAGCAAGCUGAUAGUGUUAAGGGCUUGACUUUGGUGGCAGAGGAGUCCAAACUUCAGAAUCAGCAACUCUGCCAAUAA
This is a messenger RNA of Manihot esculenta (cassava), 1506 nucleotides long. RefSeq lists its product as uncharacterized. Lineage: Eukaryota; Viridiplantae; Streptophyta; Magnoliopsida; Malpighiales; Euphorbiaceae. The transcript has 4 exons. Bases 1 to 1506 code for a protein of 501 amino acids. The record is from RefSeq and is a predicted model, not a curated record.